UCCAUUUAAUUGUGUGUGUGUGUUUGUGUGUGUAUGUGUGUGGUAUGCAUAUGUGCGGUUUGUGUGUGUGUGAUGUGUAUAUGUGGUAUGUGUGGUAUUUGUGGCAUGUGUGUAGUGUGUGUGGUGUGUGUGGUGUGUGUGUGUGGUGUGUAUGUGGUGUGUGUAUGUGUGUGCUGUGUGUGUGUAGUGUGUGUGUAUGUGUGUGGUGUAUAUGUGUGUGUAUUUGUGUGUGUGUAUGUGUGUGUGAUGUGUGGUGUCUGUGUAUUUGUGUGUGUAGUGUGUGUGAUAUGUGUGGUAUGUAUGUGUAUGUAUUUGUGUGUGCGUAUGUGUGUGAUGUGUGGUGUGUAUGUGUGUGUAUUUGUGUGAUGUGUGGUGUGUAUAUUUGUGUGUGUGUAUGUUUGUGUGUGUAUAGUAUGAGUGUGUGUGGUGUGUGUGAUGUGUGUAUGUGUUUGUAUUUGUGUGUGAGCAUAUUUUCAUGAGUCACUUUUUCUACCAUGUGGGUCCUGGUGACUGAGCUCAGGUGGUCAGGCCCAGCAGCAAGUGCUUUUGCUUACUGAGCCAUUUCACAAGUUCAGAUUGAUAGCUUUUAAAAUACAAGUUUCAGGAAAGCUGGCUCAUUUCUUUCUCAACUAGGGUUAGAGCCUGAGCCAAAGAGGAGCUAGAGGAGGAGUAAAAGAAGAGGAUGAGGUGACCUCUGGGCUUUACUGUUGAAUGUGUCUCUUUUUAUGUGGGGCAUUUCUAUGGGGCAACAGGAGAGUUUUACAGGAGCCCCGCCUGGCUGCGGGGCGAAAAUGCUGAAGAUCAAGGCACUCAUAAUUUCACUUGUGGAAAUCCAAUAGUUCUUGUCUUUUUCUAGGCUCUCUGAUUCUGGAAUAAGGACCUCUCUCCACCAGGUGACAAACUGCAGAAUAAAGACACUGUGUCCCCUCUUCCCCUAGGUGACAAGCAAUGGGUAAAUUGCCAUUUGCUGACAGCUUUCUUCCAUCACCGGCAUGGUUAAUGCUGUCUAUCCAGUCAAGCGGGGCUGGGCUUGUCUGGGUCCUGGGAUUGUAGGAUAAGGUGAGUAGACACGGAGAACAGAAAAGGGCCAGUGCCCUCACUCCCUGAGCCCCCUUCUUGGCAGCUUGGUAGUCCAUAUCCUCAAAAUACUUAAUGGCUUGGAGUACUGGCCAGAACCUGUCCACACCAGGACCGUUCAUCUUGCUGGGCUUUCCAGGGCCGAGGAGCAUGCGCAUCGGGCUCUUCCUGCUUUUCCUGGUCAUGUAUCUGCUUACAGUAGCUGGGAACCUAGCCAUCAUCUCCCUGGUGGGUGCUCACAGAUGCCUACAGACGCCCAUGUACUUCUUCCUCUGCAACCUCUCCUUCCUGGAGAUCUGGUUCACCACAGCCUGUGUGCCCAAGACCCUGGCCACUUUUGCUCCCCUGGGUGGAGCCAUCUCCCUGGCUGGCUGUGCCACACAGAUGUACUUUGUCUUUUCUUUGGGCUGUACCGAGUACUUCCUGCUGGCUGUGAUGGCUUAUGACCGCUACCUGGCCAUCUGCCUGCCACUGCGCUACGGUGGCAUCAUGACUCCGGGGCUGGCGACACGGUUGGCCCUGGGAUCCUGGCUGUGUGGCUUUUCUGCGAUCACAAUUCCUGCCGCCCUCAUUGCCCGCCUCUCCUUCUGCGGCUCACGCGUCAUCAACCACUUCUUCUGUGACAUUUCGCCCUGGAUAGUGCUUUCCUGCACGGACACGCAGGUAGUGGAGCUAGUGUCCUUUGGUAUAGCCUUCUGUGUCAUUCUGGGCUCGUGUGGCAUCACACUAGUCUCCUAUGCUUAUAUCAUCACUACUAUCAUCAAGAUUCCCUCUGCCCAGGGCCGGCACCGCGCCUUCUCUACCUGCUCAUCCCAUCUCACCGUGGUGCUUAUUUGGUAUGGUUCCACUAUCUUCUUGCAUGUGAGGACCUCGGUAGAGAGCUCCUUGGACCUCACCAAAGCUGUCACAGUGCUCAACACCAUUGUCACACCUGUGUUGAACCCUUUCAUAUACACCCUGAGGAACAAGGACGUGAAGGAGGCUUUGCGCAGGACAGUGAAGGGGAAGUGAGCCACUGCCCGAGUUCAUUUCCCCUCAGAGGCUGCUCUGCAGGACUGGUGUU
This is a messenger RNA of Arvicanthis niloticus (Nile rat), 2140 nucleotides long. The record is from RefSeq and is a predicted model, not a curated record. NCBI's taxonomy places the organism in Eukaryota, Metazoa, Chordata, Mammalia, Rodentia, Muridae.